AUGUCUGUUUCUCCACCCUCCACCUUCCGUCCUCCGCGUCCUCCAGCCCUCCGCCCUCCGCCCUCCACCCUCCGCAUCCUCCGGCCCGCCGUCCUCCGCCCUCCACCCUCCGCCCUCCACCCUCCGUCCUCCGGCCCUCCGUCCUCCGCCCUCCACCCUCCGCCCUCCACCCUCCGUCCUCCGGCCCUCCGUCCUCCGCCCUCCACCCUCCGUCCUCCACCCUCCGUCCUCCACCCUCCGCCCUCCGUCCUCCGUCCUCCGCCCUCCACCCUCCGUCCUCCGUCCUCCGUCCUCCACCCUCCGCCCUCCACUCUCCGUCCUCCACCCUCCGUCCUCCACCCUCCGCCCUCCGCCCUCCGUCCUCCGCCCUCCGCCCUCCGCCCUCCGUCCUCCGCCCUCCGUCCUCCGCCCUCCGGCUCAUUAUCAUAA
Molecule: messenger RNA, 429 nt
Organism: Procambarus clarkii (red swamp crayfish)
Lineage: Eukaryota; Metazoa; Arthropoda; Malacostraca; Decapoda; Cambaridae
Product: merozoite surface protein CMZ-8-like
Source: RefSeq, a predicted model, not a curated record